AUGCCCAACAAUGAUACUGUGAGUGUGUUUAACGGCGUUAAUCAAUAUUUCACUAUAGUUGACAAUGAUUAUUUGGAAAUUGUCCGAACUGGUAUUCUUACUAUAGAGGCAUGGUUUCGACCUGACACACUACAGUUCGACCAUGAGGAAGGAAGUGGCUAUGUCUGGUGGAUGGGAAAAGGGAACAGCAACCAACAAAGUUGGGCUGCUAGGAUGUACAGUUAUAAUAAUACAGAAGGACGUUUUAAUCGUAUCAGUGGUUAUGCAUUCAACUUGACCGGUGGCUUAGGUGCUGGAAGUUAUUUUCAAGAUAACGUUACCGUCGGAGAAUGGAUUUUGUACACUCUCACUAUUAAUACAGUUAACGUUAGUAGCAUUUAUCCAACUGGAUAUACGAAAAUUUUCAAGAACGGAAAUGUGCGUGAUCAAGACUCAUUAUUAGGAUACGUUUCCUGGAUUAUUAUGGCAUAUAAUAAUACAUCUGAUUCAGAUGUAACUGAAACUUUUACAGAUUCUGAAUCAGAUGAUGAAAUAGAUAUUGGUUCUGUUUCAAACUCUGAUAAUGAAUCAGAUAGUGGAGACGAAGAACAAAAUAAAGAAGAAUUUUUCGAAGAGCAAAGAUGGAAAGAAGAGUGGUUUGAACCAAAAACAUUUACAUUUGACUCAAGUGAAUCUGGUAUUAGUUCAUAUAUACCAAAAAAUGAUGAAAAUAGACCAGUAGACUAUUUUCGUUUGACAUUUGACCAUACUCUGAUACAAAAAAUUGUUCAAGAGACAAAUAAAUACUAUUUCUAUGCAAUAUGA
Rotaria sp. Silwood2 is the source of this 804-nucleotide messenger RNA. NCBI's taxonomy places the organism in Eukaryota, Metazoa, Rotifera, Eurotatoria, Philodinida, Philodinidae. The record is from the annotation of a GenBank genome assembly.